Tachysurus vachellii is the source of this 994-nucleotide messenger RNA. RefSeq names its product MORN repeat containing 3 (gene morn3). The coding region runs from base 69 to 782 and encodes 237 amino acids. The transcript is spliced from 5 exons. Lineage: Eukaryota; Metazoa; Chordata; Actinopteri; Siluriformes; Bagridae. The record is from RefSeq and is a predicted model, not a curated record.
UUAACACUAUAAUCGUCAGGGGUUUUUAAUUAAAAUAAAUAAAAAUAAACCCUUGUAUAAGUGGAGUAAUGCCUAUCAUGAAGAAACCCCGGAAAACUGAGUCACUUGUACAACUAGUGGAUAGAAAGGCUCAAAAAAAUGGCAUCCUCAAUACCAUCUACAGCACAAACGGAGACCAAUACACUGGAGAAUGGAAGGAUAACAUGAGACACGGAAAAGGAACUCAAGUGUGGAAGAGAGCUGGAGCUGUGUAUGAAGGUGAAUGGAAACAGAAUGGCCGUGACGGCUAUGGGAUGCUCAGCAAACUGCAGCGAUCAACUAAUAAAUACGUAAAAGUUUAUUCAGGCACAUGGAGAAAUGAUAAGAAAGAGGGGUUAGGGACACGUUUCUACAGCUCGUCAUCACAAUAUGAGGGAGAGUGGGUGGAGAACAAGAGGAGCGGAUGGGGAAGGAUGACUUAUGAAAAUGGAGAUGUGUAUGAAGGAGAGUGGCUGAAGGAUAAACCCCAGGGUCAGGGCGUGCUGUGGCUCGUGAAUGGGAACAGAUAUGAGGGCAGCUGGAAAGACGGGAAGAAACACGGACACGGACGCUUCUUUUACACCGGCAGGGGUCAACUAUAUGAGGGGUUCUGGUUAGACGACAUGCCCAGGUGCGGGACAGUGUGUGAUUACGACAUAAAGCAUGCACCAACACCACCGCUGUACCCCAUCCCUCCGGUGAUGCUGCAGGAUGUUCAGUCGGUACUGACGGAGGGACGUGACCGGUUCUGUUCCAGCCGAUAGGUUUAAAAAAAAAUCAACUGGUGAAUCCUGCUGUCUGUGCAUGAUAUCACCUGGGGAUCAGCAGUUUUUGAAAUACUCAGACCAGCCCAUCUAGCACCAAUCUCUGACUCAGAGAUCACACUUUUCCCCCAUUACUGAUGUGAACAUUAACUGAGACCUGUAUCUCCAUGAUUCUUUUAUAAUGUGCAGGUAGGCACUUAGUAUACCCAAAU